Messenger RNA from Papaver somniferum (opium poppy), 558 nucleotides. RefSeq lists its product as uncharacterized. Lineage: Eukaryota; Viridiplantae; Streptophyta; Magnoliopsida; Ranunculales; Papaveraceae. Gene Ontology annotation, molecular function: nucleic acid binding; RNA-DNA hybrid ribonuclease activity. The record is from RefSeq and is a predicted model, not a curated record. The coding region runs from base 1 to 558 and encodes 185 amino acids. The transcript has a single exon.
AUGAAGACUGUUAAUGAUGCUUGUACUGUAGUUCCAACUGAGACUGACAUCCUGCAGACAGGGAAAGACAAAUGGGAACCUCCUCCUAACAAUAGAGUGAAGCUCAAUUUUGAUGGUGCUGCUGGUACCAAAGGUUAUGCCAGUAGUGCCGUGGCGAGGGAUAGUGAACCAGGUUUUAAAGGAUGCCAAAGUAAAGUUUUCAGCUUUACUUCUGCAGUUGAAGUUGAGGCUCAUGGUGCUAAUCUUGCAGUGAAUCUGGCAAUCAGGAAAGGUUUGAAGGAUAUCAUCAUCGAAAGAGAUUCUCUCAUAGUCAUUAACUCUUUUAAGUACAUGCAUUAUCAAUAUCCUUGGCGCAUUCAUAACUCCAUCACAAGAAUAAGGGAUAAUCUGUAUAACUUCAACACGGUGGAAUUCCAGCUCAUCCAUAACAAAGCCAACAAUGUGGCUCAUCAGCUUGUAGCUUAUGUUGUAACUAACCAAUCCUCUGGAUUAUGGUUAACUUCUCCUCCCCCUUGUAUCUCUCAGCUCAUUGAGACUGAGGCUACCUUUUCUGUUUAG